Molecule: messenger RNA, 3276 nt
Organism: Nelumbo nucifera (sacred lotus)
Lineage: Eukaryota; Viridiplantae; Streptophyta; Magnoliopsida; Proteales; Nelumbonaceae
Product: TPR repeat-containing thioredoxin TTL1-like
Cellular component (GO): cytoplasm
Molecular function (GO): protein binding
Source: RefSeq, a predicted model, not a curated record
GAGAUGAGAAGAAAAAUAAUAAAGAAAGAAAGAGAGAGAGGAAGAGUAGUGGUAGUAGAGAGAGAAGAGGGACGGAGAGGUGUCUCGUGAAGCAGCAGGUGAAGGGAAAGAAAGAAAAGUGAAAGAGGAACAAAUAGAAAGAAAAGCUCUUCUCUUCCCUUCUCCUCUUUCUCGCUCUCUUUGUUCUCUUUGGUCUUUCUAACACCCCCUCCUCUGUUUCUCUCUCUCCAGCUAUCUAGCUUUCAAUUUCUCUUUCCUCUCUCUCUCUCUAAAAUUUCCAACACUCGCAUUCAUUCCUUGCUUCCUCUUUUAAAUCACGAGAUCCCCAUCUCUUUCUUUCUUUCAGUUGUUCUAUAUGUCUUCUCCAGGGUCUCUUUGGUUUCAUUUUGUUGUUGCUGGUGGUAUUGUAGUUGUAGCUACAGACAUUGUUGAGAGAGAAGAUUGAAGAGAAUAAUAAAAGCCCAGACAGAAAAAUUAAGUAUUUUUGGGUGAUUCCACAAGAAAUGUCGCAUCCGGGAAAGCCCAUUCCUGAAAUAGGGUUUAAUUCUCUGUCCGAUCGGUUUCGCGACGCCUUGUGCUGCGAGUACAACAAGCCGGAUUUCAAAGAGCUCGAUCUGGGUUCACCGGUCUCGCCGUUGAGGACUCGUGGUCCAGGUGGUGGUGUUGGCGGUGGACCCGCUGCCAGUGGGAUUACCACUACAAGCAGCAGUUCUAGUUCUUCUGGUUCGGUUUCUGGCAAGACUGGGAACAACCCAGUUGUUAAAAGAUCCGAUGGAGUUGGUAACAAUCAUUCUGGUGAGCUUUCAGGCUCGGGCGAGAGCAGCCCGACUGCCGCCGAGGGCGUCCGAUCCGCCGCCGCGAUUCGUAAUAACAAGCCCGGCCAUCGGAGAUCGAAUUCCGGUGGUGUUCCAUUAAUCUAUUCAGGUGGAAGCGUCACCAGUAGCAACAGUGGAGGUUCGGUUAAUUCGCCGACUAUGAAUGUUCUCCCUAGUGGGAACAUUUGCCCGUCUGGGAGGAUUUUGAAGACGGGCAUGGCUUGUCGGAGCUCUUCUCGCAGUGACGUUUUGGGUUCGGGGACGGGCAAUUAUGGGCACGGGAGUAUAAUGCGGGGCGUCGGUGGGGGGAAAUUAGGCUCAGGCAGCGGUGGGGAAGCUAGUGGAGGGAAUGUGACUGGGAACAUACAAUUUGCGGGGGAAUCAAUGAUGGUGAAACGGGCCAUGGCGAGUUCGGAUCCAGAGGAGGUGAAAAGGGCUGGCAAUGAGCAAUAUAAAAGGGGAAAUUUUGCAGAAGCUCUUUGUUUGUAUGAUCGAGCCAUUGCAAUGUCGCCGGACAAUGCAGCCUGUCGGAGCAACAGAGCAGCGGCAUUGACAGGACUUGGUAGGUUGACCGAAGCCGUAAGGGAAUGUGAGGAGGCGGUGAGGUUGGAUCCUUGUUAUUGGAGGGCGCAUCAGCGAUUGGCAUCUCUCUAUCUGCGAUUAGGCCAGGUUGAAAUUGCACGGAAACAUCUAUAUUUCCUUGGACAGCAACCAGAUCCUACUGAGUUGCAAAAGUUGCAGGCUGUGGAGAGGCAUCUGAGCAGAUGUGUUGAUGCCAGGAAGGUUGGUGAUUGGAAAAGUGCAUUAAGGGAAGGCGAUGCGGCCAUUGCUGCUGGAGCAGAGUCUUCUCCUCAGCUUUUUGCAUGCAGAGCAGAGGCCCUUUUGAAGCUCCAGCAACUUGAGGACGCAGACUCUGGACUAUCUAAAAUACCUAAAUUUGAAGUGUCUACACCCUCUUGUUCACAGACCAAAUUCUUUGGGAUGCUUGCAGAAUCUUAUGUCUUCUUUGUCCGAGCCCAAGUUGAUAUGGCAUUGGGAAGGUUUGAGAAUGCAGUUGCAGCUGCUGAGAAAGCUGGACAGAUUGAUCCCCGCAACAUUGAAAUCACAGUGAUGCUGAACAAUGUGAGAAUGGUGGCAAGGGCUCGUGGCCGUGGUAAUGAUCUCUUCAAUUCUGGCAAGUUUGCUGAAGCAUGCUCGGCUUAUGGGGAGGGCCUCAAGUUUGAUCCGUCCAACCCAGUUCUCUAUUGCAAUAGAGCAGCUUGUUGGUCUAAGCUUGGACAGUGGGAGCAAUCUGUUGCAGACUGCAACAAUGCUCUGAGGAUCCAACCGAAUUACACCAAGGCCCUUCUUCGACGGGCUGCCUCAAAUUGCAAGCUUGAAAAUUGGGCUGAAUCUGUAAGAGAUUAUGAGGUCUUGAGAAAGGAACUUCCAGCGGAUAAUGAGAUUGCAGAGGCUCUAUUCCAUGCCCAAGUUGCAUUGAAGAAAUCUCGAGGGGAGGAUGUUUAUAACAUGAAAUUUGGUGGUGAAGUAGAGGAAGUCUCAGGUCUUGAUCAGUUCAAAGCAGCCAUAUCUUCACCUGGUGUUUCAGUAGUUCACUUCAAGGCAGCCUUGAACCAGCAAUGUGAGCAGAUAUCUCCUUUUGUUGACACUUUAUGCCUUAGGUAUCCAUCAGUGAAUUUUCUCAAGGUGGACGUGGAAGAGAGUCCAGCAGUAGCCAAGGCUGAGAGUGUGAGGAUUGUUCCAACAUUCAAGAUAUAUAAGAACGGUAGUAGAGUAAAAGAAAUGAUCUGCCCAAGCCAUCAAGUUUUGGAGUAUUCGGUGAGGCAUUACAGCCUCUAGAACAAGCAAAGAGCUCCCAUUUUUUUCCUUUUUUUCCUUUUUUCCUCUUGCAAACCCACAAUUCCUGAUCCAAUGGGUGCUCCUGCUCCCACAGUGCCCUUUAUCCUUCCCAAUUCAUACAAGGAUUAGUCGUCUACUUUGGCGAAAACCAGCUACAUAAUAAUUUGAUAGAGCCAAGGCCAAAAGAACCCAGAGAGAGAGAGCUUAGUUAUCUUUUGCAGUUUAUAAUUAUUCUUUCCAUUUUCAUUGCUCCCUCUGUUUUUUUUUUGUCAUCUUCCGUCCAUCAUCCUUUUUUUUAUCAAUUUUUUCCCUUGUUUAGGCCAGCCUUAUUCUUGUAUCUUCCCCUUCUUCACCAUUAGAAGAAGAUGAGAAAAAAAUGUAUAAUUAAACUGGCUCUUUAAGUUGAAUUUGAGAGAUAGAAAGAGAGUUGGCUGGUAGAAGAUAUUGUGUACAUGUAUAUAUAAGAUACAUACCAAAUAUCGGAAGCCAUGGGAGAGAUUGGAUGUCUGGUGGGUUCUAUUGGGUUAGUGAGAGGAGGAUGAUCAUGAUAAUGCCAUUGAUGUUGUUGCUUCUGCUCGACCAAUUUCAUGAAUAAAAAUCUCAAAAUUUUUCUUUCCAUGCU